Molecule: messenger RNA, 1107 nt
Organism: Lucilia cuprina (Australian sheep blowfly)
Lineage: Eukaryota; Metazoa; Arthropoda; Insecta; Diptera; Calliphoridae
Gene: Pect
Product: ethanolamine-phosphate cytidylyltransferase
Exons: 7
Biological process (GO): phosphatidylethanolamine biosynthetic process
Cellular component (GO): cytoplasm
Molecular function (GO): ethanolamine-phosphate cytidylyltransferase activity
Source: RefSeq, a predicted model, not a curated record
CAUUUAUUAAAACAAAUUUCACGAAACGCUUGAAGCGAGCGCACGCGUUUUUCUCUUGAAAUUUUUUUUAACAAGACAGAAAAAAUACAUAAAAAUUAAAUAAAAAAAGAAAAAAUAUAGAAAAAUUAUAUUUUUUAUAAAAAAAAUAAAAAUCCAUAAAAAAUUUUCAUAUAGAAGUGUGUUGUUAUUGUUGCAAGAAAGAAAAGAAAAUAUUCCAUAAAUAUGAGUGAUAAAUUAGUGAAUAACGGUGGAACUGCCGGUGAGGAAACCACAUCUAAAAAAGAAGUUCGUGUUUGGUGUGAUGGAUGUUAUGAUAUGGUACAUUUUGGCCAUGCCAAUUCCUUAAGACAAGCCAAAGCUCUUGGUGAUAAAGUGAUUGUUGGCAUACACACCGACGAAGAGAUUGCCAAACAUAAGGGACCCCCGGUCUUUACCGAAGAGGAACGUGUUAAAAUGGUUAAAGGCAUUAAAUGGGUAGAUGAGGUAGUGCUGGGCGCUCCUUAUGUUACUACUCUGGAAGUUUUAGAUGAACAUAAUUGUGAUUUUUGUGUGCAUGGUGAUGACAUUACCAUGACUGCUGAGGGCGUUGAUACAUAUCAUUUGGUUAAAAAGGCCAAUAGAUACAAGGAAGUUAAACGCACAGCUGGUGUUUCCACCACAGAUUUAGUCGGUCGUAUGUUAUUGUUAACCAAAAAUCACUUCCAUCAAGGUUCUGCAGAAUAUGCCAUUGAAAAAGAAGGUUCUUCAAAUAUGGGUCAAGAUUCAGCCGCCAAAUCUCCCUGGACUGGUUGCAGUCAAUUCCUGCCUACUACACAGAAAAUCAUACAGUUCAGUGAUGGCAAAUCACCCAAACCGGGGGAUAAAAUUGUUUAUGUUGCUGGUGCCUUCGAUUUAUUCCAUGUGGGUCAUUUAGAUUUCCUGCAAAAAGCCAAAGAAUUGGGUGAUUAUCUUAUUGUUGGUUUGCACACAGAUCCCGUGGUCAACUCCUACAAGGGCAGUAAUUAUCCUAUCAUGAAUUUACAUGAACGUGUGCUCAGUGUGUUGGCGUGUAAGGUGAGUGAGAAAAGAAACUUUGACGAAUACCAAAAGACUAACCUAGACUCUAGA